UUGAAAAUGUAUCGAUGUUCUGCGAACUUAUUUUGCAAAUGUCAGAAGAUGGAUGUUGAUGAUCAUCAAGUGAGAGAGUGUUCGCGAUUAUACGAAGUUUGAUCACAGUUUAUCAUCUUAAUUUAACUAUUAUAAACAAGAGUUCUAAGUGAGCAUAACGUUUCCGCGACGUUAUACACAUCCAUAUAGUAAUGGUGUAUCACAAUGAUGCAAUGUUGUUCACGUUUUUAACGAAUUCGUAUGAAUUUAAAGUAAAUCUAGUGAGAUCGAAUACACGUGAGAUUACUGAUCUUUUCGAAAGUUGAAAUUACUCUGCAACGAAACGACGAUGAUUGUUACUUUUAUUGACAAAUUUACAUACCUUCUACAUCGUUUAUAAACUUAUGUGGACCUGUGAUUUGUGUGAUUGAAAAUAGAGCUUCGAAUAUUGAAGAAUGCCACCAAAAAAGAACGCCGGCGGUAAAGCUGGUAAAUCCAAAAAUUCGGAAGAAAGUGGAAAAGGAGAAAAAGCAGAAAAAAAAGGUGGAUCUACUGUAAAAGUUAGGCACAUAUUAUGUGAAAAGCAAUCUAAGAUAUUGGAAGCUAUGGAAAAACUAAAGGCCGGACAAAAGUUUAAUGAAGUAGCAGCAACAUAUAGCGAAGACAAAGCACGAUCUGGGGGGGAUCUUGGAUGGAUGACGCGUGGUUCUAUGGUUGGACCUUUUCAAGAAGCAGCUUUUGCACUGCCCAUUUCUAAUUUAAGUUCUCCAAUUUAUACGGAUCCUCCAGUUAAAACGAAGUUUGGUUAUCAUAUAAUAAUGGUAGAAGGUAAAAAAUAAUCUUAUAGUAGUAAGAUUUCAUUUGUAUUCGUUUGAUUGUUAAAUUACAAGAUUAUUAAAAGUUUUUUACGUGGUA
Vespula pensylvanica (western yellowjacket) is the source of this 894-nucleotide messenger RNA. Its product is annotated as peptidyl-prolyl cis-trans isomerase NIMA-interacting 4. Gene Ontology annotation, molecular function: DNA binding; peptidyl-prolyl cis-trans isomerase activity. The transcript has 4 exons. NCBI's taxonomy places the organism in Eukaryota, Metazoa, Arthropoda, Insecta, Hymenoptera, Vespidae. The coding region runs from base 435 to 818 and encodes 127 amino acids. The record is from RefSeq and is a predicted model, not a curated record. Gene Ontology annotation, biological process: rRNA processing.